Fragaria vesca subsp. vesca is the source of this 1083-nucleotide messenger RNA. RefSeq names its product single-stranded DNA-binding protein WHY1, chloroplastic-like. Gene Ontology annotation, biological process: regulation of DNA-templated transcription; defense response. Gene Ontology annotation, molecular function: single-stranded DNA binding. The record is from RefSeq and is a predicted model, not a curated record. NCBI's taxonomy places the organism in Eukaryota, Viridiplantae, Streptophyta, Magnoliopsida, Rosales, Rosaceae. The transcript has 7 exons. The coding region runs from base 36 to 848 and encodes 270 amino acids.
AACAGAGUACAGUGAGAGAGAGAGAAGGGGUAAGGAUGCUGAAGCUAGAGUGCUCGCUAUCUUCACCGGUGGCGGUUCAAAACCCUAACCACUCCGUUUCGAGCAAAGCUAGGGUUUUCAGCACCAACAGCUUCGGAUUCGCUCCCAAUUCGACGUCGUUUCGGAAGAGACGACUCGCCUUGAAAUGUCGUCAGUCCGAGUACUUCGACCAGCAGAGGCUCACCGCCCCAAAUCCGCCGAGCACCGCUGCUUCCGCUCCUCAAAGUCCCGCCGGAGCUAGUGCAGGGCCGGCUAGGUUUUAUGUGGGGCAUUCGAUAUACAAAGGAAAGGCGGCGCUCACAGUAGAGCCGAAAGCUCCGGAGUUUACGGCUUUGGAUUCGGGAGCAUUCAAAAUGUCGAGGGAAGGCUUUGUGCUACUUCAGUUUGCUCCUGCAGCGGGUGUGCGUGUGUAUGAUUGGAGCAGAAAGCAGGUAUUCUCACUAUCAGUGACAGAAAUUGGAAGCAUAGUGAGCCUUGGUGCGAAGGAGUCCUGUGAAUUUUUCCAUGACCCUUUUAAGGGGAAAAGCGAGGAAGGCAAGGUCAGGAAGGUCUUGAAGGUGGAACCUCUUCCAGAUGGAUCUGGCCGUUUCUUUAACCUCAGUGUUCAAAACAAGCUUAUCAACUUGGACGAGAACAUUUACAUUCCUGUUACCAGAGCAGAGUUUGCUGUUCUCAACUCAGCUUUCAAUUAUCUCCUGCCAUAUCUUAUAGGUUGGCAUGCAUAUGUAAACUCUGUGAAGCCAGAAGACAUGAGCCGUGUGAAUAAUGCCACUCCUAGGUAUGGAGGAGACUUUGAAUGGAGCCGGUAGUGAAUAUUGCAGAUGUUAUCAAACAAUGUUCUAAAAACUGCUAGGCGCUAGAACCGUUUGAACCUUGUUCUGAAACGUGCAAAUUAUGACUUUCUUUGUAACUGUACUGUAAUUAGGAUUUAGGGAAUCCUCAAAUUUUGUUAAUCAAUCGCUACUGUUUAUGAAGAAUCUAGUUAUGAAGAGUCUGACCUUUGUCCUUUCUUCUUCCGUAAGAUGUUAAUGCGAUAUUUCACAG